Molecule: messenger RNA, 2294 nt
Organism: Synchiropus splendidus (mandarinfish)
Lineage: Eukaryota; Metazoa; Chordata; Actinopteri; Syngnathiformes; Callionymidae
Gene: atp6ap1b
Product: ATPase H+ transporting accessory protein 1b
Exons: 10
Coding region: 588-1916 (442 amino acids)
Cellular component (GO): proton-transporting V-type ATPase complex
Source: RefSeq, a predicted model, not a curated record
AGAACUCAGUGGGUUUAAAGUUCAUCUUUCAAUUGUGCGUCAGUACCACGGACAGCAGCGAGGCGAGCGCGUCAGACUGUAACAGUGUUCGAAUAACGAUGGAACAUCGGUGACUCGUGUAUUAGCGCACAAAGAUACCAACUUGAUUUCCUCCAAAAAACAAGGGUUUUUGGGGCUGGGUUGUUGGUCGGGAGAAGCAGGAAGUGCUUCUCUUGUCCACAUGACUGUCCAGCUGACCAGCGUCACGUGACCGGAAUAUUCGGCUCCCGAGCUCUUUUGGCGUAUAUCACAGAGAGGAGUCGGUACUAUGGUCUCCGAGUCACCCCACAUGAUCAUUUAGUGCUUGAAUUCAUCCACCUUCUGUUCACGUUUAGAAUAUGUUUCCUCGUUUCCACAAAUGUCCGUGGUUAACGGAGAUCAAGUUGUUUCUCAUUACAGCGCGGUAGUUAAUUGAUAACUUCCUCAAACACAAUCGGAUUUCUGAGCGGCGCUGCUGAACGACAGAAGAAGGAAGCGCUUCUUCCUCCACACAUGACUGUCAGCUGACGCCUGUCACGUGACUUGAGCUUUACAGUCACUCUGGGAAGAUGGCAGCGACGCGCAGCAAGCUAGCGCCCUUUCUGCUCGUUUCACUGGCUCUUGUGUUCUCAACGACCUCCACCGAACAUGUGCCAGUUCUGAUAUGGUCCACUGACAGGUUACCUGACCUCUCCUCAUCUGCUGCUGGUUCCAUCCUGUCAGAAGGCCAGUUCUCCACCUACCUGUCCACCGUUUUGGGAUCUGCUCCACACACGGUGGUGCUGUUCCUGCAGGACCAGUUGAGUUUGGAUGACUUCACUGUUUUUGGCGGAGCGUUUGGAAAUCCGCAGGACAGCAGCUUGCCAAACCUGCAGGAGGCGCUCACGUCCUCGCACUCGCUGUCCAUCCCGGCCGUCCGGUGCUCGGGGAAGUCUCUGGUGACUCUGCUGCAGCAGAAGCUGGGCGUCGCCCCGCUGCUGGUGGACGCCGACACCCUGUCUCACCUGAGCCUCCAGACCUCCGUCAACAACCUGCUGCUGGUGGAGCUGCCGUACUGCGCCAGCCGGGAUCACUCCUGCAGGGAGUUGCUGCGCAGCAAUGAUCAAACUGUCGGAGACGUUCUGAGGGAGAUGAAGCAGAGAAACAUUCCGUAUGUGUCAGUGUUCAGCGGCCUCCGCUCCUCACAGGUCAGCUCUGGGCCGGCACAGUCUGAGUGGAUGGGCCGCUCCCUCCUGCAGACGCCUGCUCCGGCCGUCAAAGCUCCCAUCAUGUUCAACGUGUCGGGCUCUCCGUGCAUCAUGCUGUGGGCUCAGAACCUGAACGUGAGGUUCUCGGCGGCGCAGGGCUGGACGGACCUGGCCCUUCAGACGCCCUCGUUGGACGGCUCGUCUUGCAGCGCCACCAGCGCUGUGCUGGUCCUCUCGUACCCUGUGGGCGUGACGCUGAGGUUUUUUAUGAGUCAGCGCUUUUAUCCUGUGUCCGCGAGGAACUGGUUCACUCUGGACGCCGUCCAGCUGCAGUCCAGCUCCUCCAUGAAGUCGUUCGUGGGCAGCCGUGGCGUCUACGCUCCAGUGGAAUAUUCCUUCCACUGCAUGUCGGUCUCCAGCCUACAGGACGCUCUGCUGGUCCCCAACAACACGGUGCAGAACACCUCAGAGUGGGCCGUCAACUUUGUGGACUUCCAGAUCCAGGGCUUCAGGUUGGCCAACGGGACCAACUUCUCGUACGCCAGCGACUGUGCCGGCUUCUUCACGGCCGGCAUCUGGAUGGGUCUGCUCACCUCGCUGCUCAUGCUGCUCAUCUUCGUCUACGGACUCCACAUGAUCAUGCAGCUCAACACCAUGGACCGGUUCGAUGACCCCAAGGGGCCGUCCAUCUCUGUGCCUCAGUCUGAAUAAAUACACACACACACUGCAGACAGGACGUAUGAAGGAAAAGUCACAUUCUCAAACUACUGAACACAGCAUGAAUGGACACAGCUUUAUUCCGACAGGUGCUCUGAGUCACGCACACAUACACACACUCUUGCACCCGAGUGCCUUCAAUUUGUCAUUUUGUAAACUUCAAAAUUACAUUCCACUUUCAAAGUUUUGUUUAUUUGACAAGCUGGAAUGUUUGUGCCAAUCGAUCAUGAUCUAACUGCCAACGUGGGUCAGCUUUUCUCCCAGUGACACGGUGCCACAGAAGCCACUUAGUAAUUUAUUUAUCAACUUAAGGAGCGGAUAUGUGCCUUUUGUCAAGUCUUUGAAUGUACAAAGAACUAAUAAAGAUUUCUG